Messenger RNA from Hipposideros armiger (great roundleaf bat), 1003 nucleotides. RefSeq names its product RNA polymerase I subunit H (gene POLR1H). The transcript has 5 exons. Lineage: Eukaryota; Metazoa; Chordata; Mammalia; Chiroptera; Hipposideridae. Gene Ontology annotation, cellular component: RNA polymerase I complex. Gene Ontology annotation, molecular function: nucleic acid binding; zinc ion binding. Gene Ontology annotation, biological process: termination of RNA polymerase I transcription; DNA-templated transcription. The record is from RefSeq and is a predicted model, not a curated record. Bases 418 to 789 code for a protein of 123 amino acids.
ACUAAGAAAAUAAACAUCUUAGGUUUGGGGCCUGAGGGGGGAAAGUAGAGACAGCCGCAUCAUCGAUUACCCGUUUUCUUACCCGAAGUCGGAGAAUCCAGUUGAACGUGGCGCUGCAACCUCCCUUCAGUGAGGCUUCUCUCUUAAUAUUAAGAUUCUCAGGAUCACGUUUGCGAUGAAUUAUGACGUGCAGCCAAGUGAGCCAGAACGCGUCGACGCUCUAGCCCGCCUCGCACUCGCUGCCCUGCUGCCUGCGCAAAGCAGGCGCUCUAGCCCGCACAGUUGGCGGCCUCGUCUCGCCAGCCCCGGGGAGGACCCCACGUCCGGUGGUAACAGACGCGGGCGGGGCAUUCCGGGCGCUGGGUUCCACUGGUCGCAGGGACAGGAUACGUGCGUGCCCUCGACCUCCUGUCUGUCAUGGACCUCGCCGGCACCAGCUCCAGCUUUCAGUCGGACCUGGAUUUCUGUCCGGAUUGCGGCUCGGUCCUGCCUCUGCCAGGAACUCAGGAUACAGUCACUUGUACUCGCUGUGGCUUCUCCGUCAACGUGCGAGACUUCGAAGGCAAGGUUGUGAAGACCUCAGUUGUGUUCCACAAACUGGGAACGGCCAUGCCUAUGUUGGUGGAGGAAGGACCUGAAUGCCAGGGACCCGUGGUUGACAGGCGCUGCUCUCGAUGUGGUCACGAGGGAAUGGCAUACCACACCAGACAGAUGCGCUCAGCCGAUGAAGGGCAGACCGUCUUCUACACCUGUACCAACUGCAAGUUCCAGGAAAAAGAAGACUCUUGAUUCCCUCCACCCCCCACCUCCCGGGUGACUCAGCGAUCCCUCCCUGUCCUCUUCCUUGGAAGGUGAAGGAUAUUGGAAUCUUCGAUCCCUUGCAUGGCCAUCCCCUGGUUUUAAUAUGUUGCUCCCAGAAGAGAAGCAGAUCAUCAUGUGGGUAUUACCAUUGUCUUUAUUCCUAGUUGAGUUUUCCUAAAUAAAGUUAUAUUUUUCUAUAAGA